AUGGAAAAAUAUUACUUUGGCCGCGCCGUUGUUCUGUCGUACUUAAAAAAUAGUGAGGAUAGCCAGGAAGUUUCAUACAACUCUUUCUUAAACGAAAACCGGAAUGAGCUUGCCGCAUGCCCCCCUUUCGAUGAGAAUUGGUACUCGCUUCACAGCUGCUGGUCUCAACGGUUCAUAAAAGCGACGUUGGAGACCUUCGAUAGUGACGUUGUCAACCGACGGGUGAAUCUCGAAUUCAGGAGUAUGAGUGGAAUCUCAGUCCGAGUGCUAGGUGUGGGGCAGCUCCUGGCGGCGGAAGGACGGCUCUUGGCGGGUGAAUCUCGAAUCCAGGAGUAUGAGUGGAAUCUCAGUCCGAGUGCUAGGUAUGGGACAGCUCCUGGCGGGAGUAUGAGUGGAAUCUCAGUCCGAGUGCUAGGUGUGGGGCAGCUCCUGGCGGGUGAAUCUCGAAUCCAGGAGUAUGAGUCGAAUCUGUCCCAUAUCAAACGCGAAGCAAGAGACUCCAGCUAUGCAAAAUCUUACUGGACUUCUAUAAUACAAGAUCGAAAAAAGCUAUCUGUGAAGCAAACAUAUGAUACACAAAGCCUUGAGCUAUUAGACCUUGCUGGGACUUCUAUGUCAGGGGAAUUGAAAAAUGUGUAUUCCGGGAAACGCAAAAUACAAACUGUGCAUGAACUUGACAAGGGAGGAGAAUCUUCAACUAAGAAAGUUCUUCGAAAAAGAAAAGCAGUGAAUUACUAUGAAGAAACUGAUUCAUCUGGUACUAGUUCUGAAUAUCAAGAAAAAUCUGAAAAUGAUAAUAAAAAGAUUACAGAUGAACAAUUAGCCGAAUUCGAUCGUGCUUUCUAUGGCCUUAAUGAAGAAAAAAUGUGGACUCUUAAAUCUGGGCGCGUUGUUGAGAAGGUUAUUUACAAAUAUGCAAGAAAUUUGGAAUACGAGUCUUAUCUACAUUCUUUUAUCAUCAAUGACGUUGAUAAAAAAGUGAAGUUAUUGUUUGAAAAGGAAGAAUGGAAAGAGAUAUUUGACACAAACUGCAAAAAAAUGCCAAAAAUAGACAAAUCAGUUAUUAAACUGAUGAAGAAAUAUUCAGUAACAGAUCUGUCUUUAUUUCGAAAAAUCAUCUUCGACCCUUUCUUACCUGCUAACACAGUCUACUCUAAUGAGGACCACUACGAAUUGGAUUAUGUCAAUCUUGUGUAUCGCACCAUGCAUACGCUCUGGGGAGAUAAUGAUGAUUUCACUCUAGAUCCAUCGAGAUUGGAGGGAUGGUACCAACAGAAUAUAUGGAGCCCUAUUAUUGACCCAGCAUUCCGUAAUUCAAGGAUUAACUUGAUACGUGGAGAGGGUAUGAGCACGGCGUCUAGUGAUCGAAAGAACGAUGUAAGUUGUCAGCAAGGAAAGAACAAGAAAAUUGGUAGGAAAGGUGAUGGGAUUUUUAGAUUGAAAGGUGAUAGAUUAGAAUUUGGUGCGAUUGAAGCAGGAAGAAAGUGGGAAAAUAAUAAUGGAAAAAAAUACAUCAAUGACAGCUUAAAACUAAGCAAAAUGCUUAGAGAUAUGCUGGUGAUGCUUAUAACGGCUUGCAAUGACAGUGAACAGAUCGCCAGGCAACUACAGGUCCUUGGAAUAUUACAUAGCGCAAAUUGGUUCCAGCUCUUAACCAUGGAUAUUCCAAAGGGUUAUAUCUGUCGGAUUCAACAUUUCGACUUCCGUGAAGUGGCUGGCCGUAUAAACGAUCCUCCAUUAGCGUUUGUCAUCAAGGAUCUGUUAAGGGGGAAGGCUAUCAUUAUGAGGACGUUGGAAUUGGUGCAACAAGGAAAGACGCCAAACCUCGAUAGCCUGGAUGACUCUGACACCGACGACAAUGAAAGCUCAAAUCGGUGUAACACUCCUCCAUUCAUAAAUUUAACUUCGACUUUUACAACCCCUAUUAAGC
Paraglomus occultum is the source of this 1930-nucleotide messenger RNA. Lineage: Eukaryota; Fungi; Glomeromycota; Glomeromycetes; Paraglomerales; Paraglomeraceae. The record is from the annotation of a GenBank genome assembly.